ACCAGUCGUGCGCUUGUCCAUUUUCUUUUUCUGUGCCUUGAUGCCAUCAUCGAUGCUCUUUUCAACUACUAGGACUAUGCAGUCUUGAAAUGAGGUUAGGUGUUAGGUAUUGCAUUUCUUGUCCCAUCCUGUGUCCUGCUACUCUGCCAGGAUCAACUCGUCUUUUUCGAAAACCAAACAAGGAAACCAUAUUAAAAUCGACACAACUGGUGCAUGCCUGGAUCUGGAUGGUUUAAUCAUAUUUAUUAUGUCCUUUACGCCACGUUUUCUUAUGAGCAAGAAAGUCCAGUACUACACGGCCAAGAUGGUAAUGGAGAUUACACCAGAAUCAAAGUGGGAAGGCAAAGUACAGGCAAAACUAGAAGGACCGAAAGCAGAUCAAGUAUGGAUAAUUUUACAAGAUUUUUUCAAUUUACAUAAAUGGUUUCCCUCUCUCACUACUUGUUAUGGAAUCGAAGGUAUUUCAGGCCAACCCGGUUGUAUCCGUUAUUGUGCUGGGUCGAGUAUUCCAGCAUCAUCAUCCAUUAAUGGCCGUGAUGGUGAUGUUACGAUAACCAAUUGGUCAACGGAGAGACUAGUUGAUAUCGACUCAGUUCAACGGAGUAUAACUUAUGAGAUUGUAGACUGUAAUAUUGGGUUCAAGUCUUAUGUUUCCACCAUGAAAGUUGUACCUUAUAAUAAUGGUGAAAAUGAUGAAGAUAAUGGUUGUUUGAUUGAAUGGUCAUUCGUUGUUGACCCAAUUCAAGGGUGGGAACUAGAAACUUUGGUUUCUAAGUUUGAUUCUGGUUUGCAACGUACGGCAUCAAAGAUUGAAGCAACUCUUAACAACAAAGCCACAAAUGUUUCUGGAUGGGGUUAAUGAGUCGCAAGUAUAUGGCCAUUUAUAAAAACGAGAUUCUCAAUGUCAUUUAAGCACCCUCUUUACCACCGCAUUAAUGGA
Molecule: messenger RNA, 940 nt
Organism: Papaver somniferum (opium poppy)
Lineage: Eukaryota; Viridiplantae; Streptophyta; Magnoliopsida; Ranunculales; Papaveraceae
Product: lachrymatory-factor synthase-like
Exons: 3
Coding region: 248-859 (203 amino acids)
Source: RefSeq, a predicted model, not a curated record